UAUGGUGUUGACGAUUAUCCAUCCAUCUUGUUGUGGAUCUGAGAAAUCUACCGCUCUCGGUCUCCGAAGAUAGGAGAGAGAUUACAGAGAGAGAAAGAGAAAGAGAAAGAGAAAGAGAGAGUGAGAGUGUGAGUGUGAGUGUGAGUGUGAGUGAGUAGAGUGAGUGUUGAACCAAUGUAUGCUUAGUCUCCAAAACCUACUGCUACUCCUACUGCUAAGGUAACAAACUUCACCACCACCACCCCCUCUGGCUCUGCCAUUUCUCCCUCCAAGAUUUCAUCUUUCAUGGGUUCUUUCGAAGCCACUAAUGUGGUCCUCUCCAAAAUAAAAAAUUUUGAUCCUGAAAACGCUUCAAAAAUCAUGGGGUACCUUCUCAUGAAUCUUGAAGAGUCUGAACUAAUUCGGUUGGCGUGCAGCGCUGACUCUGUGCUCCACAAUCUUGUUAUGAGGGUUAAGAGCCACUUGGGACUCACACUCUCUACCCCUUCUUCCCCUUCUCUCCCCCCUUCUCCUCUUAACCCCAUAGCAAGACUCGCUGCAACCUCCUCCAACCCGUUUUCAAGAAAUGGUUUUGACUUCACCAGGAACCCAUCUUCACCCUCCUCUCACGCCCAUGCCUGGAACUUCCCAAACAACAACCCCAUUAGUCCAAAGUCCACUCCUUUACUCUCUUACGACAGCAUCCGAGCCCCCUCGCCCCGUGUCAACGGUGAUUGUGAUUUUGUUGACGAGCACCAAGUGAAUGAGUACUUCCCCUUCCUUAAUGACUCUUCCAAGAACGAAGAUUUGCUCGAUCCACGCCUUGAAUUGGGUGUUGGGGGUCAAAAUUGGCACGCUGGUGACUCACAUUUGCACAGAAGAAGCUUUUCCGCCAGCGAUGUUAGUUUUGGGUGUGAAGAAACCGGUCCUGGACUUGGAUUCAAGCCGUGCCUUUACUUUGCCAGGGGAUUUUGUAAAAAUGGCACCAAUUGUAAGUUUCUUCAUGGAGCCUUCAAUGAUUCUGGAGAUGUCAUUGUUGGCUCUCCUAGUAAGCUUGAGGGGAUGGAGCCGCGGGAAGAUUUUGUUAGGUUCAAGGCCUCACAGCUUCAAAGAGUAGCAUCUGGACCUUCUGCAGCAGCCAGAGAGAAGUACUACGAGUUCUUGGUGCAGGAGUCUCAAAGGGCAGCAUUCAUGAUGGGGGAAGAGCUCUACAACAUUGCCUGGGAUAGGCCAGAAAGGAAUGAAUUUCUAGCCGCGAUUUCUGGGGAAAAACCCAACUCUGCUUCGCGACAGAUUUAUUUGACUUUUCCUGCUGAAAGUACAUUCAAAGAUGAAGAUGUUUCGGAGUACUUCAGCAAAUUCGGGCCUGUACAAGAUGUGAGAAUUCCAUAUCAGCAAAAGCGAAUGUUUGGGUUUGUUACCUUUGUGUAUCCAGAGACCGUGAGACUCAUAUUAUCCAAAGGAAAUCCUCAUUUUAUUUGUGAUUCACGUGUACUUGUCAAGCCCUACAAGGAGAAGGGGAAAAUUCCUGACAAGAGACAACAUCAACAACAGCAAUUAGACAGAGGAGAUCUUUCACCGUGUUUAAGCCCCUCGGGGUUUGGUUCUAAAGAACCUUAUGAUUUCCAUCUUGGGGCAAGGAUGUUGUAUAAUCCCCAUGAUAUUUUAUUAAGAAGAAAAAUUGAGGAGCAGGCUGAAUUGCAGCAAGUCCUUGAACUUCAAGAAAGAAGGCUGAAGAAUCUACAGCUUCCAGACUUCAAGAAUAAUCCCAUUCACCAUCACCAACGCAGUCUUUCUGUUGGCACUCCUUUGAUCUUGCCCCAUCAACUUCAUAAUCAUAUUAAUGAUGCAGGUCUUUCUUCUGAUAGCAGUAAAGGAGAUAAUACAGGCUACGGUGGCAGCUUCACUUCCAAUUCUUUAGGUAUUGCAUCUGAGAAACAGCAGCCUCAGAUAGAAGUUGAUCCAGCUCACAUUGAUGAUUCUGAGAGUGGGAAUAUGAAGGAUAGUGGAAAUAAAGAAGGCGUAGAUCUUAGUAAUAGUGUGGAGCAGGCCCUUCCUGAUAAUCUCUUCGCUUCACCAACAAAAGCAGCUGGAGAUUAUCAUGCUGAUUUCUCUACAAUGGCAGAGGUCAAUGAGAGUGCUGUAUUUUCAUCUAGCUCAUCUUCUCACAGCAAGCCAGAACCUAUAACUACUUCAAGCGAUGUGGCUUCCCGUUAAUUUCUUUGCAAUUCAAGAUUAUGGAUUGUAGGUAAUAAGAAUAGAAGUGGCCAGCUGGGGAUAAUUUUUAUUAGGAUUUAUAGAAGCUUAUAGAAGAAUCUUCUAGAUGUAUAGCCAAAUACACCUAGAUCAGAAGAUUAGAUCCUCUAGAGAAGAAUCAAAUGAGGUGUCACCACCAUCAUCAAUACAUACUACUAACAGCAGGCGAUACAUGUUGCAUACUUGGACAGACAUAUUAGCUUAUAAGACUAGUUUUUCUUUUCCUCCUUUCCUUUAUUGUUGUACUCCCAUUGCCUCCAUAUAAAUCAUCUAUAGAUGUGUAUGUUUCUCUAGACUGAGGCAGAACAAAGUACUAUUGUUUUACUUUAGCUUAGUGUAUAAAACUUUGUCUACCAUUUGGUUGCUAUUUUCUACUGCUUCUAGGUUCUUUUUUAUCAA
Molecule: messenger RNA, 2634 nt
Organism: Cajanus cajan (pigeon pea)
Lineage: Eukaryota; Viridiplantae; Streptophyta; Magnoliopsida; Fabales; Fabaceae
Product: CCCH-type zinc fingerfamily protein with RNA-binding domain-containing protein
Molecular function (GO): metal ion binding; RNA binding
Source: RefSeq, a predicted model, not a curated record